GGUCUCUCUAGCGUCUCAUUAUAGUUCCUAUGAGUGAGUUGUGCCAUGACAUUUCUGCUGGUCUGAUUUAAUAUAUUGAGCUGCGUUGUCAAUAUCGUGUUUAAAAAAAAGAACAAAAAUUGUGUAGUGAUGUGCUGUGCGUUCGUGUUUGUGUUUUAGAAUCUUCGUAAAUUUGUAAAAAUGGACAACAAUAAUGACUUCUCUCCGACUAAAACACCAAACUAUGGCGAUCAAUCCGCAAUGAUACACUGUGGCCUCUGCAUUAAAGCGUCAUUUCAAAGCAGAAAUGAACUGUAUGAACAUUUUCAGAAUCAUCACGGCAUCAAUCAACAAUUUAGACACUCCAAUGUUAUAGCGGCGAGGGCGAAGGGUAAGCACAGCCAGAAAAUGGGCGAACGUCGUCCAACCUUCCAGGAGAAUAGGCAACACGAACAAAAUAACGUUCUGAAUAAUUCAAUACAGACAGUUAUGUCCAACGUUCCAAUCAAUAUUGAACCAGCUGUAGCCUCAUCAUCUGUACAAAAUAGUCCUCCACCUCUUUACUAUCUUCCAACGUCUGCGGAUUUCAUUGCAGGUUUCAAACAACCACCACCACCACAAUAUCCUGUUUAUCAGCCGACCAUCGCAAAUACACUUUUCAAUGCUCAUGCCUUGGCGGCUUCCUUGGGAUGCUUCAAUUUUGGUAACCAAUUUCUUCAAUCAAAUCUACCAUUCGGUACUGGCAGCGUUGAUACGGCCUUUGGAUCUGGGGAAAACGCAAUGAGUGGGCUCCAUAAUGGAAACAACACGGAAGAAAAACAACCGGCUGAUGACAUUCCUUCAGAAUUUUCUCGUGACGACAUCACAGUAGUGAAUAGUCCAACUGAUUCGAUCUAGUCAAUGUGGACGAAACGUGGUGGAUUUGCAAGUUUUUUUUUAAAGAUUUUUAAAGACAAAUACAAUAAAUCAAAUUGAGUAAUCGC
Molecule: messenger RNA, 962 nt
Organism: Bradysia coprophila
Lineage: Eukaryota; Metazoa; Arthropoda; Insecta; Diptera; Sciaridae
Source: RefSeq, a predicted model, not a curated record